Messenger RNA from Vombatus ursinus (common wombat), 4180 nucleotides. RefSeq names its product PDZ domain containing 8 (gene PDZD8). Gene Ontology annotation, cellular component: mitochondria-associated endoplasmic reticulum membrane contact site. Gene Ontology annotation, biological process: mitochondrial calcium ion homeostasis. Bases 16 to 3504 code for a protein of 1162 amino acids. Lineage: Eukaryota; Metazoa; Chordata; Mammalia; Diprotodontia; Vombatidae. The transcript has 6 exons. The record is from RefSeq and is a predicted model, not a curated record. Gene Ontology annotation, molecular function: lipid binding; protein binding.
CUCGGCAGCGGCGGGAUGGAGCUGCUCAUGAUCAUCGCGGUGUCAGCCCUCGUCGGCUCCUUUCUCACACUCCUCGCCCAGUUCCUGCUGCUCUAUCAAAGGAGUCCCGAGCCGCUGUACCGGCCGUCCGCCGCCGACUGGGGGGUCCACCACGUCACCCCGGUGCCAGGCCUUCUCCUCCGCGAGUACCUCUAUGGCGGCGGCUCGGGCCGGUCGUCGAAGCCCCCUGAGGGCGGCGGCGGCGGGGGCGGGGGCGGGGGCGGGGGCCCGCACUCGGAGGUGCCGCGCACCGUGGAGACCUGCUACUUCCUCAACGCGAUCCUCCUGUUCCUGUUCCGGGAGCUGCGGGACACGGCCGUGGCCCGGCACUGGAUCACCAAGAAGAUCAGGGUGGAGUUCGAGGAGCUGCUGCAGAGCAAGACGGCCGGCAGGCUGCUGGAGGGCUUGGGCCUGCGGGAAGUGUCCCUGGGCCGCUCCGUGCCCUACGUCAAGACGAUCCGCCUCCUGCAGCCCGUGGUGCCCUCCUUCUCCAACGAAGCCGUGGUCACCGAUGGCGCGGAGGAGCUCCCGGCCGCCUGCCCAGAGGAGCUCAUCUUCGAGCUGGACGUGGAGUACAGCGGCGGCUUCCACCUGGCCAUCGACGUGGACCUGGUCUUCGGCAAGUCCGCCUACCUGUUCGUCAAGCUGUCCCACAUGACAGGGAAGCUGCGGCUGGUCUUCACUCGUUUGCCCUUCACCCACUGGGCCUUCUCGUUCGUGGAGGAGCCAGUGAUGGACCUAGAGGUGCGCUCCCACUUCGAGGGGCGCCCCAUGCCGCAGCUCACCUCCAUCAUUGUCAACCAGCUCAAGAAGGUCCUCAAGCGCAAGCACACCUUACCCAACUACAAGAUCAGAUUCAAGCCGUUUUUCCCAUUUCAAGUCUCGCAAACCACAAAGGAAGAAAAUGAGUGGCGAUUAUACAUACAACAAUCUGGACUUGCGGAAGGCCGCCUUAAAAUUACUCUAAUAGAAUGUAGCAGGUUACUAAUUUUGGGAUCCUAUGAAAGAGAAGCAAAUAUUCAUUGCACACUUGAGUUGAGCAGCGGUGUUUGGGAAGAAAAACAAAGGAGUUCUAUUAAGACGAGCUCUUCCCCUGAAGUUAUACUUAGUAACCCUGAGCCAGUGACAAAUUAUGGAAAAGGCAGAUGGGCUGAGUUAGUAAAAGGAAAUUUACAAAGUGUUGGACUUACACUUCGCCUGGUUCAGUCAUCUGAUGGAUAUGGUGGACAUGUCGUAAUUGAAACUGUGGCACCAAAUUCCCCUGCCUCACUUGCAGAUCUUCAGCGGGGAGACAGACUUAUAGCCAUUGGAGGAGUUAAAAUCACAUCCACAAUCCAAGUGUUAAAGCUCAUCAAGCAAGCAGGUGACAGAGUGAUGGUGUAUUAUGAAAGGCCUGUUGGUCAGAGUAAUCAAGGAUCAGUGGUACAGGAUAGUUUUACACCAUUGGAAGAUAAUAGUUUUCUGGCAAAUUCAUAUCAGCCGAAUUUUGAAGAAGACAUAGCUAGCCUUGUAGAGGAUAUUGAUAACAAAGAUAUAGAUUUAGAAUUUGAAGAUUUGGCAUGCGAUGUCAAGGUACAAAAUGAAUCCAGAGAUGAGAUUCCAUCAGUAAGUCAGAGUCCCAAGCGAAGUUCAACACAAAUUAAUAAGCCUUAUGGAUCAGUCUCACCAAUCUUAAGCCGUAAACCAUCAAGUUAUGUGGCACCACGAAGUUCUCAAGUCAAAGAUGCACCCAAAUUAGCAACAAAUAGGGUCUCUGAAGCCUUAGACCCAGCACCACAGUUAGCAAGAGCAUCACAAACAUCUCUUCUUAAGCCUUCUGUGUCACCAAGGCCACAAAUGAAAUGUGUUCCACCAUCCACUCAAAGCCAGGCAGAAUCAGACACACCUGUUGAAAAAACAGAAAAACCACCUUCUCUUCCACAAACAGAAAAACUCCCAGAAAAGUUAGUAACGAAUAUUAAUCAUACAGAAGAUGCAUCUGUGUCAAAGCCAUCUGUGGUAAAGCAGGAAGUGGUAAAAGACCCAAUUUCAGAAAGUGCUAAUAAGGACAGUGCAGAUGACCAAACAUGGGAAUCAGCAGAAAUUCUGUAUCAUCAUAAAACAGGUAAAUGGACAAGAAAGAAGGGAACUUGUAUAUUUGACAUAGAAGACUGCCAUAAGUACCUGAAUGUUGCAUUGUGGUGCAGAGAUCCUUUCAAGGUGGGUGGUCUCAUCUGCUUAGGACAUGUUAGUGUAAAACUGGAAGAGAUUGCUUUAGGGUGUUUAGCUACUUCAAACUUGGAUUAUUUUGCAAAAUUCAGAUUGAAUCCUCCGAAACCUAAAGCUAUGGUUACUAGAACUGCAUUGCGAAAUCUGAAUAUGCAAAAGGGAUUCAAUGAAAUAUUUUGCUUUGGUGAUAUUACUAUACAUUUCAAAUAUUUGAAAGAAGGAGAAUAUGAACAUUAUGUGAAUCUUAUGGAGAAGGAAAAAGAAAGCAAUUUGAUAGAGGACGUUCCUGCCCUUAAUAAAGAUGAGUAUUUUAUUGGACAGAUGAAUUUUGCAGAAAAUAAACAUUGUUUCCAAGAUACUCAAUUCCAGAAUCCAACAUGGUGUGACUACUGUAAGAAGAAAGUUUGGACUAAAGCAGCUUCCCAGUGCAUAUUUUGUGCUUAUGUUUGCCACAAAAAAUGUCAAGAAAAAUGCUUUUCUGAAACUCCACUUUGUGUUGGACCUGAGAAGCAUAUGGACCGGAUCUUGAAAAACUUUCGGAUAGAAGGACAAGAAAAUAUCAUAGGAAUGUCUUCUAAUAAAUCGGUUGGUAAAAGUACAGGUAUAACAAGGCAUUUAUGGAACACUAGCUCUCGUAUCUUAAGCUUGCGUCAAAGCGUUAGAAGAAACCAAACUGAACAAAUUGCUGAAUUGGUAGAACCCUCACCCAAGCUAACACCAAAUACUUCUGAUAAUGAAGGCAGCGACACAGAAGGUUUUGGUCCAAAUAGUCCUUCCAAGCGGGUAGGCAGCUCAGGAAUCAAAUUGGCAAGAAAAGAAGGAGGCCUAGAUGACAGUGUCUUCAUCGCAGUUAAAGAAAUUGGCCGUGAUCUUUAUAGGGGUUUACCUAAUGAGGAAAGAUUCCAGAAGCUAGAAUUCAUGUUAGAUAAACUGCAGAAUGAAAUUGACCAGGAGCUAGAACACAACAAUUCAAUCGCUAGAGAAGAGAAAGAGGCAACCGAUUCCAAGAAAAAAGCGCUCCUUUCGACUGCCUUGACUAAAUCAGGUGAAAGACUACAAGCUUUAACACUUCUCAUGAUACACUACAGAGCAGGGAUUGAAGAUCUAGAGCUCGAAACUCUGUCUUUAUAUCAAACCAAAAAAGUGGCUACAGAUGAUGCAGAAGAAGACCUCGAUAAUGAAAUAUGCGAACUAAUGGAGGCACAGCCUUUUGACAGCAUAUCAGAUGAGUUAUUUGACUCAUCUGAACCUCUGUAGUAUGCUGUUUGCCUAUUUAACCUAAACAAUUGCAGGACAAGAAUUACACUCACUAAAAGACAUCAGAUACACCCCCAUUUAAACACUCUUAUAAUAUGUAUGGCCUGCUUCUCCACCUUUAUUUGCCUGUCUUAACAAAAAAUGAUAGUUGUUUUUUUUCUCCCCCCAGCAAAAUGUAUAACCAUUUGACUUGGCUAAAUUGGUUGGUUUGGAUUGUAUUAUAACUUGUUUUUUGGAUUGAUACUGGGAAUUUAUUUUUACUGAUUUAUUUCUAAUUUUUUCUGUUAUGGAAAGUAACAUUUCAUGUUGAUGUUCUUUUCCUUUUUGUUUCUGAAUUAGUGUUAAAUAGUAUAUUGUCAGAAUUCUUACAAUGUUUUAAUUUACAUCAUGGUGAUAGUUAUGAACUUGCUGCAUGCCCAAAUUCAUGACACAGCAAUCAUUGAGGGAACAGGUUUUGAAGUUUUUGAUCAUGUUACAUUUAUUUUUGUCUCAAAUUGGUUGUAGGAUGUUUUUUUGAUGGGGGAUGGGUGUGGAUAGGGAAACAAUGGGUGAUCUUUGUUGGAGGUGGUUUUUGGGUGUUUUUUUUUGGGGGGGGGGGGUUGGCCAACAUUAUAUGAAAGCAAACACUGUGGCUUUUAUUUUGUCUACAAUUACUUAGUAAAGAUAUUAUAUAUGA